GAACCUUUGUAAUCAUGGAGUGUACUUCAUCGCAGCAAAUUCAAGCUUAUGCGGUUUAGCAGCAAAUAACUUCUUCAGGAACAUCCUCCACGUCAGAAAGGCUUCCCUGGUGUCUGCUUUGCCAAUGGCCGUUAUCCCGUUUCUUUCAACAGCAGCGGCUUAUGAAGCUUUUGUGCAUGAGCCCUUGUUUUCAGGUGACCUGAACUGCGAGGUCUGUGCCGUGGUCAGAGGAGGGCUGAUAGGGGCUGCUGUUGGGGGGCUCUAUCCCAUCCUCCUGGCUCUCCCCAUGAAUGCAAGCCUGGCAGCCAGGUAUUCUUCAUCUCCCUUGCCGGGGAAAGAAAAUAUGUUACGCUUCUGGCUCACAGUUGCUCAGCCUGUCUUUAGAAAGUUGAGUUUGGGGGUACUCGCACAGGCUCUGACUGGGUUGUAUCUUGCCACUAAACAUCACAGGAUAUACAUCAAAGUACUGCAGCAGAUGAACACUGGCAGGGAUCCUGAAGAGUUGCAAGCAUGA
This is a messenger RNA of Mesitornis unicolor (brown roatelo), 514 nucleotides long. RefSeq names its product transmembrane protein 126A (gene TMEM126A). The annotation marks the transcript as partial. The transcript is spliced from 3 exons. Gene Ontology annotation, biological process: mitochondrial respiratory chain complex I assembly. Gene Ontology annotation, cellular component: mitochondrion. The record is from RefSeq and is a predicted model, not a curated record. Lineage: Eukaryota; Metazoa; Chordata; Aves; Mesitornithiformes; Mesitornithidae.